AUGGCAUUCAAAGGCUCUUUAUUGUUAGUUAGGCAAUCAGAUUCCAUACGUAUACCGGUUGUUAAGAUAUUCACCUUCUCAUACAUGAUUUCAACAAGAACGAAUUCUUUCUCAAAGCUACUUCAACAUGUUCGCUCCGCAGCUAAAAGUGGGAAUCAUAGCGGUGAAACUUUGGAACGAGACUUCUUCAAUCUUCGUAAAAUCAUAGUUGCUACAACAUUAAACGGGGUAGUGCCCUUGUUUGUGCAGAGAUCAACAGCUCAUUAUCAGUUGCCUGGCCAAGCAUCUGUUGCAUUCAGAGAUACGGUAUGUUGCGAUUUUGUUCAGCGUGGAACUGUUCCGAUCGUAAUAGAACGAACAGACGUCUGUAAUAAGAGCUUGAAGGAAUCUUUGACCGGCGUGUUGAUAUUCUUCAACCCAAUUACUGGAAAAGUCGUAGAGAGAAAACAACUACCGACUCCAAUAUCUCGUGUUGAUGUACUGAGUUUCGUGGGUCGGGAGCACAUAUAUCCACUUAUUGUUGUUGGAGCUAAUAAGAAGAUAUUCAUACAUCCUCCUCAACCUGAUGACGUGCUAGCUGGAGCUCCUCCCGUCUAUAUCCUUAUACCAGAAGGUAAAAAAAUGCAUUCACAAGGAAGAGUGUUGAUUGAUCGCAAUGUGCAGUACAAAUAUGCAAAUCCAAAUCUGGUUGCAAUAGCCACUUUGGAUCCAGUUCAUCAAUAUUUGUCGAUUUUCCUGGUAGAUGUAGUUUCUGGACAAAUGGUUCAUUCUGCUCGCUUGUCUAAGGCCACAGCACCCGUGCAUUUGGUUCAUUGCGAACACUGGAUUGCGUAUUCCUAUUGGUCGGAGAAGGGAAGACGAACUGAAAUAGGCAUACUUGAACUCUACGAAGGGAGCGAGCAAACCAACAAGACGACUUUGACUUCCCUUGUCGCCAACGCAAGGGAGGGCACCAGAAGUAGUUACCCAAAGCUUUAUUUAUGCACAAGGAAUAGAAGCAAUGGCAAAAAAGGGCUUACUACCCGUUCCCUGUUGAUGGCUCUCCCUUUGGGAGGAAUUCAUGAAGUGACAAGGAAGUUGCUGGAUGCUACGCGCCCAUUGGAGUUGACGCAAGAAAUGCGCGAGGAAAUGAUGAUACCGUAUAUUCCUGAGAUUGCCAUAGCAACAGGAAGAUAUGGUAAAUUACAAUCAAACUGUUCAUCCGCAUCGGGAUUAGAAUCUACGAGUCUUAUGCUAGCCUAUGGAAUUGACGUCUUCUUUACUCGUCUGCAUCCUUCUGGAACUUUCGAUAUUUUGAAAGAUGAUUUUGAUCAUGUUUUGAUCAGCGUUGUCCUUGUUCGGGGCUCAUAA
Molecule: messenger RNA, 1350 nt
Organism: Cooperia oncophora
Lineage: Eukaryota; Metazoa; Nematoda; Chromadorea; Rhabditida; Trichostrongylidae
Source: the annotation of a GenBank genome assembly